ACUUACUGAAACUACGACUACUCUACGAUACACUGCGAGGUAUUUACCGUACGGUACCGUACCAUAACGAGCAUGGCAGCAAAAACCAUUCAACUAUCACUUCGUGAUCACGAAAAGUACAAACGACCCGCAACAAACCUCAGCAUCAACAGAAAGACCRACACCCGAGACCAAAGCUGCUACUCGGUGCCACCCUUCCAGCGUACCACMCCUAGAACAAAAGCGCGCAAAGGAUACACCUUCAACCGUGAAAGAGUGAAGUUUGUUUUGCAGCCACGGAUUCUUUGUAGCUUGUUUUGUUUGUCGAUCCAUCCGAUUCGAUCCGAUCCGAUUCGAUUCGAUUCGAAUCCGUUCCAUUCAAAACAACAUGUCUCCUCCCACCAAGAAGGGGCGCGCAAAUGGGUUUGGUUUCGGCAUGGAUGCUCUGCUGACGGCCCAGGGCAAGGCGCUCAAGUCGGGGGAGGAAAUCAGGUUCGUCCUGGUGAAGGGCCCCUCCUCGUCUAAGACGCCCACGAAGGAUCCCACCCAUGCAAAGGCCCCCAUGGAAGCCUUUCCGCUCGUUGCCAAGUUCUCCGAGAGCGUCGUCUCGCCCGAUUUCGGUGGCUCGCCGUGGAACACCGCCCGGCUGUACCAGCGGGAGGUUCCCAAAGCGGAAGACGAUUCCGAUGACGAGGCCGCCUCGGGGCAACCGGGGGCGCAGGURAAAAGGAGGUGGAGGGCACGCAACCAAAAGGAAACGAGGUGGGAAUGGGUACUGCAAGAGAAGGAGGAGUUUAUCCAAGACAUAAAGAAGGCUCGACAGGAAGCCGCCGGAAAAGACGGGGGUGCCCCGAAGAAAGAAACUUCCUCUGUGUACGAGGGCAUGCCCGAGCGGAACGAAUCCCAGUUUAUUUUGCUAGAAGCCAACACCCAGAGAGACAACAACAUCCAGGUGACGGUCCUGCCRACGCCCCAUGCCACCAUUGCCUUUAGCCAACCAAAGGCAGUMAAAACGCUGAGCAUGAGCGAAGCCGAAGCAGCUAUAGACAACCAGCGAAGCAAGACCUCGAGGUUCAUGAUGCACGACCAGAAACGCAUCUUUGAGGGACAGGCACCAACCCAUCAGUCGCGGAACCGGUUGCUGGGAAAGCUCAUGGCAGCGAGAGAAGACGAUGCCGAUGUCGAUGUCGAUGUCAAAUCGGGAAAGAAAAGCUCGGGCUUGAAACGUAAACGUCUGCCGUAUGGCAGAGAGGACGGCGAAGACGAUGUCAUGGCCGACCUAGGCUUUCGCAACCGCAGUGGCAAGAGUUCUGCGAAGGCUCGGCRGGAACUGCUAUCUAGUUUUGGCGAUGGCAUGAGAGUCGAUGCCGACGGAGUGUUGGGUGGUGCCAACGACGCAAUAUUUGGUCAGCGGGGACAGAGAUUCGGAAGCUUCGUGGCCGGAAAAGAUGCCAGCAACGACAAAGGAUCGGCCGGCGGCGCCGGGUCCAGAAAGGCGGCCGGAAACGACGGGAAUGCCAUGGCGGACGACUUUUACCAAAGAGACGUCGCAGCGGAAUACGAAGAACUGGACUACGAUGCCAGCGAGCAGUUCGAUGAUGACGACGUUAAUGUGGGGGAGACGUCGGGGGUCACCGGCGAUUCGCACUUUGGUGGCUACGAAGAGGAGGAGGACGACAACCUCGAGGACGAUAYACAAGGCGAGCGUUCCACCGGUGCCGAGGGCUUGGCAUCGCUAGCGGGCUUGCAUCUCUUGAACAGGAAGACCAGGGGAGAUAUCACCGCCGAGCAGCUGGCAGAACAGGUCGACAAGAACAAGUGGCAGGUGGAAGAGGAAGCCAAGAGACUCGCCGAAAGCGACCGGAGGAWCAAGGACAGGAACUCGGGCAACGACCACUUGGCMAAAAUCAUGGAAGACGAAGAAAAGGUGCGCCUGGAAGCGGAGAGCAAGGCCGCCAGUGCGGCGGAAGCAGCGGCGGCCAGURCCACCAGCGGAUCAUCUGGAGAGAAUGGUGCGCGCGGAGACGUUAAGCAGCGCAAGACAUUGAAAUCGGUGGACGAGAACGGCCUGCGCAUUAUCUCCCUGGAGGCCGUGCGGCACGAAAUCUGGCUUACGGGCGGGAAAAUGGCCAUGAAGAAACUCUCAAAGGUUUUCCCCGUGAAAAAAAAGGACCGCCAGAAGAAAUUAAAGGACGUGAUUUUAGAGUUGUGCACUAUCGAGCACGAUCCUGUAGAGGGAUCAAUGGUGGUUUUGAAACAACAUUACACCAGGGGCGAUUGAUACCUAUCUAGUUCAGUUCUACUGGAUAGGAAWGAAUGUUGCAUCACAAGCACACGUGU
Molecule: messenger RNA, 2319 nt
Organism: Pseudo-nitzschia multistriata
Lineage: Eukaryota; Bacillariophyta; Bacillariophyceae; Bacillariales; Bacillariaceae
Source: the annotation of a GenBank genome assembly